GGCAUUUUUCAAGCACUUUUUCCCUUGACGGACUUGACAAUGAAUUUUGCUAGCCAGUUUGAACAGAUAGACCAAUCAGAUUCUUGGUUAAGUCCAUCGAGAGAAGCACCACCGAAGAUACCUCAACUAGCAAGAGUGCUUCAAAACGCAGACAUCAUAAAAGAUCAAAAUGCACAAAAUGAUUCAGAUAAUCAAGAGCUUCUACCAACUGAAUUGAAGGAUUAUUACAAAAAGCUAAGUCCAAAAAUGAAGAGAAAAUAUAAUGAGCUUUCAAAUGAAGGAAAAAUUGGUUUCUUAGAAGCGGUUAAGUUAGAACGUGAAAGAGGU
Molecule: messenger RNA, 327 nt
Organism: Racocetra persica
Lineage: Eukaryota; Fungi; Glomeromycota; Glomeromycetes; Diversisporales; Gigasporaceae
Source: the annotation of a GenBank genome assembly